Chlorocebus sabaeus (green monkey) is the source of this 943-nucleotide messenger RNA. RefSeq names its product phospholipase A and acyltransferase 4 (gene PLAAT4). Lineage: Eukaryota; Metazoa; Chordata; Mammalia; Primates; Cercopithecidae. Gene Ontology annotation, molecular function: glycerophospholipid phospholipase A1 activity; A2-type glycerophospholipase activity. Gene Ontology annotation, cellular component: cytoplasm. Gene Ontology annotation, biological process: N-acylphosphatidylethanolamine metabolic process. The record is from RefSeq and is a predicted model, not a curated record.
AAAAAAGCACCAAUGAGUCCAUGACUUGUGUAAGAAAUGAUUAGUCCUUUCAUCUAGAGAAAUAGCUCCCUUUUCAACAGUUGUCUCUCUUAAACAGUAUUUAGUAUUUGAAUGAGGUUGAAACAGUGUCAAAAGGAAAGUAAAAGUGAAAUUCUGUCUUUCAGCAUAAAAGCUGAUCCACAAACAGCGGAGCACCAGACCUCACCUUGGCUUGGAGAUGGCUUCGCCACAGCAGGAGCCCAAACCGGGAGACCUGAUUGAGAUUUUCCGCCUUGGCUAUGAGCACUGGGCCCUGUAUAUAGGAGAUGGCUACGUGAUCCAUCUGGCUCCUCAAGUGAGAAUGCCUCUGAUUGCAGAUGGGUACCCCGCGGCUAGCUCCCCCAGUGCCUUCUCAGUCCCGGGCAGCAUUGCAGUGGUGAAACAGGACCUCCUGAAAGAUGUGCUGGAAGGCUGUAACUAUCGGGUCAACAACCGCUUGGACCGUAGGUACAAACCACUGCCCGUGGGGGUGAUCAUCAGUUCUGCCAAGGAGUUGGUUGGUCAGAAGAUGAAGUACAGUAUUGUGAGCAGGAACUGUGAGCACUUUGUCACCAAGCUGAGAUAUGGCAGGUCCCACUGUCAACAGGUGGGAAAUGCCGCGGCUGAAGUCGGUGCGGUCGCGAUGAUUGCAGCGGCUGUUGCUGGAUGCUCUUUGGCAAUUGUGAAAUACCAAAAGUGACAGCCUGAAGCAGCCACAAAAUCCUGUAUUAGAAGCAGAUGUGGGGGUCCCAGUGGAGAUGUGGGGGUCCCAGGCCUCCCCCACACCUCCAGCAGCCUGACCCUCGUGCUCUGUCUCAGGCUGUCUCUAGAUCCUUUCCUCUGUUUCCUUCUCUCGCUGGUGAAAGUAUGAUCUAAUUGAAACAAGAUUGAAGGAUCAAUAAACAGCCAUCUGCCCCUUCAGAAA